AGGGGGUGUGGAGGUUACAGGCGGCGGCCAUUUUGGGUAGGGGAGAAGCUCGCGCUCGGCAGCCAUCUUGCUUGAGGGCACAGGAGCCGUUAGGAGCGCUGGCGGCCAGCGCGGCGCAGGCAGGAGGUGUCCACCUCUCCCUACACAUGGUAAAGGCACCAAAAGAUGGGCAGCAUGUGAACAGUUUGUAGCUGUUGUGUUAGAAGCUGCUGUAUCUUCAAGUGGGCAUAUGUGUCAGGAGUCUGCAGUUCCUCAUUCCUGAUGAGUUUCAGAUUCCCUCACCACGAGAAGCUACUUCUUUGCUAAGGACCAGCUUACACUGACCUAUAAUGGCCUCCAACAAAUUUGUCAUUAAGUGCAAGUUCCUUGGAAGCAGCGAGCAUAUUUUCCUGCUUUAUAUCAGCAACAAAGAUGGAAGUACUGGAAAUGACUGGACAGAACAAUACCAGUAUGACUAUUCUGAGUGUGGGAACUUUGCUGUUUUGGUGGAUGUUCAUAUUUUGCCUCAAGGCUCCAGUAAAGACACCAGCUGGUUUUCACAUCAUGAGAAAGAGGAGGUCUGCACGCUGCUGGAAGAAGUUGUUGCUUCAAGGGUCAAACACUACUUGGAAGCACGGAAACAACGUGGUCAAUGGAAAUCAAUGGAACGUGGUCCUUUGUUUCUUACCGCCAACAGUUUUCACAUUACUGCCUACUUUGUGAAGAGAUGGGUUAACCUCCGCUGUGCCGUAGGGAAACGUUAUCGUGAGUUACGUGUGUUUCCAGACAGAUUUAUAGUUUGCAUCAGUAAACUUGAAUCUACUCCGAGUGCUUGGACAUGUGAAAAUGGUGUGUUGCAAGAAGAACUUUCCAGUGGGAUAUCUGAAUAUUUUACCGAAUCUGCUGAGGACAAGAAGCUUAAGAUCAGUCUGAAGGAGCAAAUAAAGCAAGACAUCUUGAAAGAAAUUGUGAAAAGGACAAAACCAAGAAAAAGUAGCACAAGCAAACCUCAAAUCAGCAAGGACUCCAAGGAAGUGUAUCUUGGCUCGGUGGACUUGCAGACAGAGAACAGAAACAACGACUGUCAAACUCCCCAAUCUGAAGGGAAAUGUAGGAGUGAGGGACUGCUAAAGGACUGCAUAAAUACAGCUGAGAGCAGCUUGGAGCUUCCUGUUUUAGAGCUGGAAAAUUAUGUUAAUCAGAGACAGCCAGAUGAUGUUAGCAGCCAGCAAAAACCUCACUCUGUGGAGCGGUUGAAGUCGAGUCUUCUAAGCGCGAACCCUCCUUGUAGCUCUGAGUCAGCACUGGUAGGUCCAAAACAAAGUCAGAAAGUGACCAAAACACAGGCUCAUCCAAAGAGCUGUGGUUCAGAAGAGCGUUUCAAAACAGUAUCCUCUGAAGGAACUUCUUUCAUUCCUGGGAGUACAGCAAUAAGUAAAUGUGAUGAUGAUUGUUCAGGUCCAUUCCUGGAGAAGACAACCUCACUUAAUUCUAAACAAGACAUGACAAAGGCUGAGCCUGAUGAGGAGUCACUGGGUUUUAGAAGAAAUCUCCCUCAGCCUCUUUCUGUGAGGAACAACGUAGUGCAGAGAAGCUCAAGUGAGCCAAGCACAACCACUGAAGGAUUGCCUGGGAUACCAUCAUCUUGUUCAGAACUGCAGCCUGUGUCUUCAGAGAAGCUUGUCCAGAAAAGAAAAAAAGAUGUUGAAAAUGGUCUUGGGAAGUUAAAACUGCGAAGGCUUAAGAAGUCAAAGUCUGAGAUAUUACCUUGAUGGCAUAGCUGGACAGCCAAAGUCAUGUUUGGAAAGUGUCUGCAAAAAGUAGGAAGCAAUUCAAAAUAAUAAAAACACGAAGGCAAAAGUAGGUAACAAUUUUAAAGACAGUUUAGUUAAACAAGUACCUUGGAACUGUAAUGAAGAGAAUUGUGUGAAGCUGUUAGGAAUUAGAUAUGACUAGAGAUAUGAACCAGUGUAGUCUUUGUAGCAAGAAAAAUCUCUCCUAAAUUAUAUUUACAAAGCAACAUUUUAGACCUGUGUGUAUUUUAGUGCUAUUUAGAAGCCAUAUCAGCCAAUGACAGCAAAAGUGAAACCCACUUUUGUCAUCUGUUAGCAGCUGCAGUUAUUCAGUCUUUUGCUUGUUUCUCAACUCAUAGUUUAUUUUAGUAAAAAUUAGUCCUUUGUCUGUGAAGAAGUUCAUGGUUUAUUCACAUGAUCUUUACAACAGCAAGGCAAAUUGAAGUUAUUCCAAAUAAAAUCUUUAAGCAUCAUUUAAUGUUGCUGAUGAUUUAAGGCCCACCUUUUCAGUGAGGUUUCAAAAUCACUGUGGUUUUGAUACAAACAUUUCUUUCCAACCCAAGUUGUGGGUACAAGUGACAUCCAGCCUUUGGGAAAACUAAGUUUGAUGUCAGCUGUGCAGUCACCUGAGUGUCUAAUUCUCAGUUUCCCAAUUUAUGUUGGGAAAAGUUCAUAUCUAAACGUGCACACACAUCUUCACACACUCAUGUUCCAAAAUCAGGCCUUGUCUGUGUGCAAGCAUCACACGCUGGUUUCGUGGCUAAGCGAUUCCUGAGGUAUGUGUCAUGUUUAGACAGAGGUGAUUUUUAAUUGCACAGGGCUUUUUCAUACUGCUUUUGUAACCCAGAUACUAAUGAGCUACGGAAAUGGAACUUUUAAUUUCAUGCUUAUCUCUUUUUAAAUGCUUACAAUAAAAUGACAAGCAAUUUUC
Molecule: messenger RNA, 2703 nt
Organism: Colius striatus (speckled mousebird)
Lineage: Eukaryota; Metazoa; Chordata; Aves; Coliiformes; Coliidae
Gene: SLX4IP
Product: SLX4 interacting protein
Exons: 10
Coding region: 330-1751 (473 amino acids)
Source: RefSeq, a predicted model, not a curated record